AUGGCAGGCGUCAAGAGGUCGCUAGGGACCUUUCUUGGCCACGACGAUACCUUGCUUCGACCAAACGGCCACAGCCGACCGAAGACCGUCCACUACAAUCAUGGAAUCCCCCGCGAUAACCUCGAUAAUUCGACACCGCAAUCCCAGUCUUUUAAACUGAGCGAUGUGCUCCAGUCUCAACCUCCAUCGCGGGCUACUUCUCGAGCCAAUUCGAGAGCCAAUUCCCAAUCCGCGGCUCCGUCAAAUGCGGACCAACACGAUGGACUUACUCGAACGCCUUCUCCAACCUUUCCUCCCUUGACUGGGCAGGUCCCCGAUUUCAGUCCUGACGCGUCAAUGAUACUUGUUGGUAUGCGCGGAGCUGGAAAGUCGACAUUGGCUAUCAUGGCAUCCUCAGCAAUGGACCGCAAGGUCAUUGAUCUGGAGCCAGCUUUCCAGAGAUCCAUGGGCCUUUCGAGUGCCGCUUAUAAGUCCGAACAUGGGUCUUCGGAGUGUUACAAGCAGCAAGCCAAGGUCUUGCAAAGUAUUUUGCAGCGACAUUCCACUGGCUGUAUCCUUGUCUGCUCUUGGAUGGAGAGUCGCGUGCAGAGUCUCCUACGAGAGUUUGCGGCUACCAACCCUGUUAUCCACAUUGUCCGUGAUUUUGAUGCCAUUAAGAACCAUCUCAAGAUCCGCGACGGUUCCAAGGUCCAGAGCUUGCUCGAUGUGAGCAACGCCAUCUUCAGGUCCUGCACCAACUUUGAGUUCUUCAAUGUCACAGAGAAGGCUUCCAAGUCGUCGCUCUCUCGUGAGUCAUUGACACAAAGAUCGCCAGCUCCAUAUUUAACAUUAAAACAUGUUGAGCGACACUUCCUCAAGUUUCUAUCUCUUGUUUAUCCUGCUGGCACAAUACCCUUUACAGAUUCUGCAUUCCCAUUAUCGAGGAUACCUGCGGAGGAACGCAACUUUACCUACGCCACCUCCAUUCCUCUUUCAGAUGUCAUUAAAGACUCUGUUGAUGUCGAAGAGCAUGUUAUCGGAGCAGAUGUUGUGCAAAUAGUUGUACAUGACCUGGCUGAGCAUGCUGAGCAAGGCACAUUGACGUCCGAAGCCAGCGGAAAACUGCUUGCCAACAUUACCAAAGGCGUUGGUAUUGUAAGGCGAAGCACUAUCUUACCCAUAAUCCUGCAUCUAUUCCUACCUCAUACAGCAAGUGACGAAGUCUUGCGUGUCUACCUUGAUCUUGUCCACCAUUCUGUACGUCUCGCACCAGAGAUGAUGACAGUCGAUCUUCGACUCGAAGACGUCCACAUCUCACGCAUAUUAUCUAUCCGAAAGAGAACAAAGAUGAUUGGAAAUUGCUUCAUCACCACAGAUCCUCCCUCAUGGGAAUCUCCAAUAUGGAUGUCGUGGUAUAAGAAGGCCAACAAUUUAGGAUGCCAUCUUGCCAGACUGAUUCGACCUGCAGUUACUAUUGAAGACAAUUUCCGCAUUCACUACCUCAAGACAUCAGUUGCAGCUCUACAGGGGCCCAAGAUCCCACUUAUCUCUUACAAUUCUGGCCCUCUUGGUCGGAAUUCGCAGGCUUUCAAUCGUAUUCUUACUGUUGUCCGCCCAGAUUCGCUGGAGCGGGUGAAUCCCAGGCCCCCAAUAACGCCAUCCAUUACCACGGUCGGGGCGACAGAAGCACUCUUCUCGUCUUUUAUAUACGACCAGAUGAAGCUUUACGUCAUUGGCGCCAACGUCAGCUACAGUUUAUCUCCUGCGAUGCACAAAGCAGCUCUAAAGGCAUGCGGGCUGCCCCAUACCUACGAGCCAGUGUCUUGUGCGUCGCUUCGAGGAAUCAAGCAUUUGAUCGAGGAUCCAGAGUUUGGUGGAGGCUCCAUCGGCCUCCCCUUCAAAGUCGAGAUCAUCACCUUGACCCAUUCGUUGAGCAAACACGCCCGCGCAAUUGGUGCUGUCAACACACUGAUUCCCAUCCGCUCUUUGAAUGAUGAUGGAACAAUACCAUCUGGGGCUGCCUUUUUCGACAGCGUCAACCGCUCAGGUCCCAUCAAGGCUCUGUAUGGUGAAAACACCGACUGGAUUGGCAUUCGCGCAUGCAUUCGCCGUGGCCUCUCCCCGGCCAACGCAGUCGUGUCCAGCACCUGUGGCCUGGUCAUUGGAGCAGGCGGCAUGGCCAGAGCUACAGUCUAUGCCAUGCUUCAAGUUGGCAUCAAGAACAUUGUCAUCUACAACCGCACACCAAAGAACGCCGAAAAAAUGGUGUCGCACUUUACGCAGGUCCUUGAGAGGAAGGACCAUGGCCUACUGAGCGCCGGUAGCGAGCAUUCCCGCUUCCAUGUCAUCGAAUCAAUAGAAGAUGCCUGGCCGGCAGAGUUCCGCCUACCUACCGUCAUUGUUUCUUGUAUUCCCACCCACCGCAUUGGCAACGUCCCCGCCCCCGAACUUAUCCUCCCCAACGAGUGGCUGGGAAGUCGAACUGGCGGUGUCGCAAUUGAGUGGGGGUACAAAACAUUAGAUACACCGUUCCUGGCACAGUUUCGAGCAGAGUCGCAUCGCGGUUGGGUAAGUAUGGAUGGUCUGGAUAUACUGCCAGAGCAGGGGUUUGCUCAGUUUGAGUUGUUUACUGGGAGGAGAGCGCCGCGGCGGCUUAUGAGGAGGAUGGUGUUUGAGGCAUACCCCGUUGAGGAGGGCAAGUCGAAUUUUAAGGAGUUACAGCCUAGGCUGCAGUCGCUUGAUGAGCAGGAAACAUGA
Molecule: messenger RNA, 2736 nt
Organism: Fusarium tjaetaba
Lineage: Eukaryota; Fungi; Ascomycota; Sordariomycetes; Hypocreales; Nectriaceae
Product: negative-acting regulatory
Exons: 1
Coding region: 1-2736 (911 amino acids)
Biological process (GO): chorismate biosynthetic process
Molecular function (GO): 3-phosphoshikimate 1-carboxyvinyltransferase activity; shikimate 3-dehydrogenase (NADP+) activity; 3-dehydroquinate dehydratase activity
Source: RefSeq, a predicted model, not a curated record